Sparassis crispa is the source of this 693-nucleotide messenger RNA. RefSeq lists its product as hypothetical. Gene Ontology annotation, molecular function: fatty acyl-CoA hydrolase activity. NCBI's taxonomy places the organism in Eukaryota, Fungi, Basidiomycota, Agaricomycetes, Polyporales, Sparassidaceae. Gene Ontology annotation, cellular component: mitochondrion. The transcript has 7 exons. The record is from RefSeq and is a predicted model, not a curated record. Bases 1 to 693 code for a protein of 230 amino acids.
AUGAGCCUAACAGAGAGGCUCUCCACGAAAACUCAACGUCGCGAUCACGUGAAUAGGCGCUUCUUCCGCGCUCACGGGAAACGCUCGUGGUCACUGCUGUUCGCAACGAUGAGCGCGGCCGCUGCUGACCUAAAGGCGCGCCGACGGGCAGACUACAGGUACUUCCUCACUUAUCGUUCUCGCUGGAGCGACAACGACCAGUAUGCCCAUAUCAACAACUCCGUCUACUACCACCUCUUCGACUCCAUAGUCAACACAUACCUCAUCACUCACUGCGACCUCUCACCUACCGCAUCCCCUUUGAUUGGCCUUGUCGUCUCUUCCUUCUGUUACUUCUUCUCCCCGUCGUCCUUUCCCGACGUUCUGGACCUUGGCCUCCGAGUCUCCAAGCUCGGGUCCAGCUCCGUCACCUAUGAAGUCGGUGUGUUUCAGGAAGGCGAGGAUGUGCCCAGUGCGGUCGGGGGAUAUACGCACGUCUUUGUAGAUAGCGAGAGCAGGAAGAGCGCACCCAUGGCUGAUCAAACACGCAGAGCAUCUCCAUCCCCCACCCCCGGCGCUGAAGAGAUAAUGCGACUUACAACAAGGCUUGGCGAAGCACCAGAUUUUGUUUUUUUAGAUAUAUUUAUCGGAGCUAAAUAUCAGCAUUUUACCAUUAUGGCUGGACAAACAUGCUCAUUCCUAUACUGUUUCUGA